UUCUCUCUCUCUCUCUCUCUCUCUCUCUCUCUCUCUCUCUCUCUCUCUCUCUCUCUCUCUCUCUCUCUCUCUCUCUCUCUCUCUCUCCCCGUCAUACCUUUAAGUAGAAGUGGAACAAAAAGUGUUCCUGUGCCCGGGGCUUCUUCGCGGCGUCUACCAGAGCGAACACCUCUUCGAGUCGGACCACCAGUCAGGCGCCUGGUGCAAGGACCCCCUGCAGGCCUCGGACAAGAUCUACUACAUGCCCUGGACCCCCUACCGCACGGACACGCUGACCGAGUACUCCUCCAAGGAGGACUUCGUGGCGGGCCGGCCCACCACCACCUACAAGCUGCCGCACCGCGUGGACGGCACGGGCUUCGUGGUGUACGACGGCGCCCUCUUCUUCAACAAGGAGCGCACGCGCAACAUCGUCAAGUUCGACCUGCGCACGCGCAUCAAGAGCGGCGAGGCCAUCAUCGCCAACGCCAACUACCACGACACCUCGCCGUACCGCUGGGGCGGCAAGUCGGACAUCGACCUGGCGGUGGACGAGAACGGCCUGUGGGUGAUCUACGCCACGGAGCAGAACAACGGCCGCAUCGUCAUCAGCCAGCUGAACCCGUACACGCUGCGCGUGGAGGGCACGUGGGACACGGCGUACGACAAGCGCUCGGCGUCCAACGCCUUCAUGGUGUGCGGCGUGCUCUACGUGGUGAAGAGCGUGUACGAGGACGACGACAACGAGGCCACGGGCAACAAGGUGGACUACGUGUACAACACGGAGCUCAGCCGCGACGGCCACCUGGACAUCGCCUUCCCCAACUCGUACCAGUACAUCGCCGCCGUGGACUACAACCCCCGGGACAACCUGCUGUACGUGUGGAACAACUACCACGUGGUCAAGUACUCGCUGGACUUUGGCGCGCUGGACAACAGACUCGAGUCCUCGUCCUCCGUGAUGGUGUUCCAGGACACCGCCACCCGCACCACCCCCCGCGCCCCGCCCGUCACCGUGACAACCGGCACCACCUCCACCGCCGUCGCGGUGGGCAGCGGCACCUCCGCCCUGACCCGCGGGGGCCCGGGCACCGUCAGGCCCCCCGGCGGCGGCGGCGGCGGCACCACCACCACCGUCGCCGCCGGCAACGGCAACGCCCGGGUCACCGCGAGGACGACGACCGCCACCGCCACCAGCACCACGGGCGCGGCCCCGCCCCUCACGCCGGCGCAGGCCUUCGUGCCCGAGGGCGCCAGCCGCUCGCCGGCCUCCUCCCGCCUGCCCGCCGUCCGGGUGGAGAACUGCAUCGCCAUGGUGAUGGCGGACGUGUCCUGGCCCCGCACCACCCAGGGCCUGGCGGCCCGGAUGCCCUGCCCCCCGGGGACUCUGGGGGUGGCCACGUACACGUGUGUGGGGCCCGAGGGCUACUGGGACCCCCAGGGGCCCGACCUCAGCAACUGCACCUCCCCCUGGGUCAACAUCAUCAGCCAGAAGAUCAAAGCAGGCGAGACGGCGGCGGCCAUCGCCCGCGAGCUGGCGGAGCAGACCAAGAGCAACCUCCAGGCGGGGGACAUCACGUCCACUGUGCGCCACAUGGUGCAGCUGGUGGACCUGCUGGACGUGCAGCUGAGGAACCUCACGCCCGGCGGCAAGGACAGCGCCGCACGCAGCCUCAACAAGCUCCAGAAAAGGGAACGCUCCUGCAGGUUUUAUGUACAGGCCAUGGUGGAGACGGUGAACAACCUGCUCCAGCCCACGGCCCAGGCGGCCUGGAGGGGGCUCAGCACCGGGGCCCAGCUGAGGGCAGCCACCACGCUGCUGGACACGGUGGAGCAGGGCGCCUUCGUCCUGGCCGACAACCUGCUGAAGACCGACAUCGUGCAGGAGAACACCGACAACAUCCAGCUGGAGGUGGCCAGGAUGAGCACCGACGGCACCCUGCCCGACCUGAGGUUCCCCCAGUCGGGCGGCCAGGGCAACUCCAUCCACCUGUCGGCCAACACCCUUAAACAGCACGGCCGGAACGGUAGGCCCCCCGACCCACGGCGACCGUCGCCUCUCAGUGGCAAAGACCCCCUCUGGGUGGUUGUACUGAAAAGCUGUCUUUUCUUUUGUGUGCGUUAACUUUUGAAGGAGUUAACACAUUACAAAAGGUGGUGAAACAUAUGUGCUUGAGUUUUGACUGCCGUCAGACGCUGCCGUUUUGGAUGCAUUGCGAUUAUUGCUUUUAAGACCCACGCCGAGUGUCGUUGUGUGAAUAUCUCCCGUUUCCUGCACAAAAGUACGACACUUCUGGUACGAGUUCUUCUCUCUGGAGUGUAUACGUAAAUGUACCCACUGCACUUAAAGCACAUCCUAUCAUCCCGAAAAGGGAAGAGCCUCUAUUUAAAAAAGACUACUGUACCAUCUCAAACAAGCC
This is a messenger RNA of Gadus morhua (Atlantic cod), 2399 nucleotides long. Its product is annotated as adhesion G protein-coupled receptor L3. Gene Ontology annotation, cellular component: membrane. Gene Ontology annotation, molecular function: G protein-coupled receptor activity. The transcript is spliced from 8 exons. The record is from RefSeq and is a predicted model, not a curated record. Lineage: Eukaryota; Metazoa; Chordata; Actinopteri; Gadiformes; Gadidae. The coding region runs from base 242 to 2104 and encodes 620 amino acids. Gene Ontology annotation, biological process: signal transduction.